This is a messenger RNA of Pogona vitticeps (central bearded dragon), 628 nucleotides long. NCBI's taxonomy places the organism in Eukaryota, Metazoa, Chordata, Lepidosauria, Squamata, Agamidae. The record is from RefSeq and is a predicted model, not a curated record.
UCCCCAAGGAAAAAGCAGGUCUCUCCAGUGCCUUCCAGGGGGGUUAUGGGUUAACCUCUCAAGAGGCCUACAGCUGGGGGGGCCUGGAGUCAGAGAGUAUUAGCACUCAUAGUGUAGGUACAUCUUCUAGUUGCCACUAUGAACCCUUAAGUUAGUGUGUUUUUCCCAUCAUGGAAGUCUGCAGGCUUGAGUCUGUUUGGCACAAGGUGGCUUUAAUUGCGUCGGGCAAGUCCUAAAAACAGGUCUGGGGCUCGGACAUGAGCUCCCAAGAGACCCCACAAGCUCGGAGAUUUCCCAUAGAGGCUGGAGAUUCUCCCAGCCUGGCAACGGCCCCCGAAACUCAGGAUCCAGUUACCCCUGAGCGCACUACAACAAGGCAGCUGCGAAGAUGUCCAGGGUGUCACUGCCUGACCUUGCCUAACGUCCCCAUCGACGUCUACAUUGCCAUGGGUGGAAGCCACAGGCCACGGACCACCUGAAGCCUUCCCCAGGUCGGACUCCAAGUGCUGAGGCCACGGCGGCUGUCCCUGGAAACACACUGGCAGCCGGACAACAGCAAACCAAGCCACACAGAACGGCGACGCACAUUUUAAUAAAAGGACACCUUAAAAUGUUUCUGUGCACCCUC